Messenger RNA from Corylus avellana, 1707 nucleotides. RefSeq names its product cytidinediphosphate diacylglycerol synthase 2 (gene CDS2). Gene Ontology annotation, cellular component: endoplasmic reticulum membrane. Gene Ontology annotation, molecular function: phosphatidate cytidylyltransferase activity. The record is from RefSeq and is a predicted model, not a curated record. NCBI's taxonomy places the organism in Eukaryota, Viridiplantae, Streptophyta, Magnoliopsida, Fagales, Betulaceae.
UUCGCAUUCCACAAAAGUAGUAACGAGCAGCAGCCUUUGGCUUCGCUUCGCUUCCUUCUAUUAUUCGUAUUCUCUCUCUCUCUCUCUCUCGCUUCACUCUCUGCCAAGCCGAACCAGGCAACUAUUUUUCUGCAUUGCAAAUAUCUCUGUUGUUUUCCCUAUAGAGUAAAAAUUAAUACGAAGAGCCAUGCAAAAGGAUAAUAGUACCGGCACUCCAUCAACUCCUUCUGCUCGUGUUCGACAUCGUCGACGUUCACAUGAGGUAAUAGCAGAGGAUGGCAAAGCAAACGGAAAUGAUUUACUUGUUCAUGAUAGUAAUAAAUACAAAUCAAUGUGGAUCCGUGCAUACUCAUCUAUUUGGAUGAUUGCGGGCUUUGUGUUUAUUAUCUACACGGGUCAUCUUUAUAUUAUGACUAUGGUUGUCGUUAUCCAAAUCUUUAUGGCUAGAGAGCUGUUCAAUUUACUCAGGAGAACACAUGAAGAUAAACAGCUCCCAGGAUUUAGGCUACUAAAUUGGCACUUUUUCUUCACUGCAAUGCUAUUUGUUUAUGGCCGCCUUCUCAGUCAACGGCUUGUCAAUACCAUAACCUCGGACAGAUAUUUAUAUCAGCUUGCGAGCAGCCUUUUCAAGUAUCAUAUGGCUAUCUGUUAUUUCUUAUAUAUUGCAGGUUUUAUGUGGUUCAUUCUUACACUAAAGAAGAAGAUGUACAAGUAUCAGUUUGGCCAGUACGCAUGGACACACAUGAUUCUAAUUGUCGUGUUUGCACAGUCUUCCUUCACUGUUGCCAAUAUUUUUGAAGGAAUUUUCUGGUUUCUUCUUCCAGCAACUCUGAUAGUCAUCAAUGACAUUGCUGCUUAUUUCUUUGGUUUCUUUUUUGGAAGAACCCCUUUAAUCAAGUUAUCUCCAAAGAAAACUUGGGAGGGAUUCAUUGGAGCAUCUGUUACUACAAUGAUCUCUGCGUUUGUGCUUGCAAACAUCAUGGGUCGUUUUCCAUGGCUAACAUGUCCAAGGAAGGAUUUAUCAAGUGGUUGGCUUAACUGUGAUCCUGGUCCAUUUUUUAAGCCUGAGCACUUCACUUUACCAGGAUGGGUUUCUCAAUGGUUUCCUUGGAAAGAGGUCUCAAUUAUGCCUGUUCAAUGGCAUGCUCUAUGCCUUGGCUUGUUUGCAUCUAUAAUAGCACCUUUUGGAGGCUUCUUUGCUAGUGGUUUCAAAAGAGCUUUUAAAAUUAAGGACUUCGGUGAUAGUAUUCCUGGACAUGGUGGAAUUACAGAUAGAAUGGACUGCCAGAUGGUGAUGGCCGUAUUUGCUUACAUCUAUCUUCAGUCAUUUGUUGUGCCACAAAGCCUGUCAGUUGAGAGGCUCUUGGACCAGAUAUUGAUGAACCUCACUUUGGAGGAGCAGCAAGCUCUCUACACAAAGCUUGGGGAUAUCUUGCAGGAGAGGCUGUUUGGAGAGCCGUAGAUCUGCAUAACCCGUGUCUUGCCUUGAUGUCUUCUUUCUUCCCAGCAUGUUAUAUACAUGGUGGCCUAACGGCAAAAAAAAAAAAAAAAGGAUAAUGUUUUGUAUAUUGUGGUGUGUUCCAUUUUCCUAGUUCCACCCCACUCAAAUACUUAGGUGAGUAAUUCUUUAGUUGGCAUACUCUGUAUAGUGUAUUUUAGCCAUUUAAUAUUACAUGAACUCUCAAUAGAGUAUGAAUUGCUCCUCCC